This is a messenger RNA of Dicrocoelium dendriticum, 429 nucleotides long. NCBI's taxonomy places the organism in Eukaryota, Metazoa, Platyhelminthes, Trematoda, Plagiorchiida, Dicrocoeliidae. The record is from the annotation of a GenBank genome assembly.
AUGAACGCUUUCAAAUCAUACAUUCCAAAUGCGCGUGGGAUAAUUUGCCGCUUCCAUGUAUUAAGAGACAUGCGAAAGCGCUGCGCUCAUUUAAAAGGUUGCAACGCUAUUGACCGAAGGAAAGUUGCGCAAUGGUUGAGUAAGUUGAUGUAUACACAAAGCAAACUGCCGUUCAACAAAUUGUUUGCUGCCAUCGGUGCUCGAAGUAAGGAGGCGUUUAGGUAUCUUAAUAGCAUGUGGCUCCCCUACACGGAAAACUGGGCAGGACAUAUUUUAAAGGGCAUAAGAAAUUUGGGCAAUUUCAUCACUAACAGAGUGGAGAUAGAGAAUAGGCACCUGAAACACGGUUUGUCCCGUAGGUCGAGUGUCAUUCAAUUAUUUAAGCGGUGUUACGACAGAAUCAAGAAUUGGACCAGACAAGGGAAAGCC